This is a messenger RNA of Daphnia pulicaria, 1037 nucleotides long. RefSeq names its product dehydrogenase/reductase SDR family member 4-like. The coding region runs from base 108 to 941 and encodes 277 amino acids. NCBI's taxonomy places the organism in Eukaryota, Metazoa, Arthropoda, Branchiopoda, Diplostraca, Daphniidae. Gene Ontology annotation, molecular function: carbonyl reductase (NADPH) activity. The transcript is spliced from 7 exons. The record is from RefSeq and is a predicted model, not a curated record.
UUGACAGCUCUUGUCAGUGUUGUCAUUCGGAUAAAAGUCCAUACACUUGUUUUGGCUGAUUGAGAAGAUAUUGCUAUAUAUAUAUUGCUUUAUCUGUUGUUAUCGUUAUGAUACUGAAAAGUGCUGGCCUGCUAACUAGACGCUUUCUUUUUACUACGACGACAUUGAAAAUGAGUUCGACCGCCAAAAAAUUAGAUGGAAGAAUUGCAAUUGUUACUGCGUCAACGGAUGGAAUUGGGUUUGCUGUCGCCAAGCGACUAGCUUCAGACGGAGCACAAGUUGUUGUAAGCAGUAGAAAACAGAAAAAUGUUGAUGCUGCUGUAGCAAAACUUAAAACAGAAGGACUAACUGUUACUGGCAUGGUUUGCCAUGUUGGAUUGAAAGAAGAUAGGGAAAAACUGAUAGAAGAUACUGUUUCUAAGUUUGGAGGAUUGGAUAUUUUGAUAAGUAAUGCUGCAGUAAAUCCUGUAUUUGGACCAGUAUUGAGUUGCCCUGAAGAUGCCUGGGAUAAAAUUUUUGAUAUUAAUGUCAAAACAGCAUUUUUACUUGCCAAAUCUGCUGUUCCACAUAUGGAAAAGAGAGGGAGAGGUUCUAUAAUAUUUAUUUCUUCAAUUGCUGGGUUUCAACCAUUUUCUGCUCUAGGAGCUUACUCUGUAAGUAAAACAGCUCUACUGGGAUUAACAAAGGUGCUGGCCCAAGAAGUAGGACAUAGUGGCAUUCGCGUGAAUUGCAUUGCUCCUGGCGUAAUCCAAACAAAAUUCAGCGCAAUGUUGGUAGACAAUGACGAUGUGCGCAACAAAGUCCUGGAAGGCAUACCCCUGCAAAGGAUUGGACAACCAGACGACAUGGGUGGAUUGGCUUCGUUUUUAUGCUCAGAUGAUGCUUCCUUUAUAACUGGAGAAAAUAUUGUUGCUGCUGGUGGAGCUCAGUCUAGGCUGUAAAAUAUAGAAUGUGAUGACACAAUUUGGGCUCAAAAUUUAUCAAAUUAAUGCAGAGAUUUAUUAUAAUAAGUAACAAAUACAAAACAUUAAUUCUGA